UUUGGUUGACUUAUUUGUAAACAAUUGAAUCUGUCUACAGAAAAAAACAACAUGUAAGUUUAUAUCAUGCUGCAUACUUUGUGAGUUAGCUACAAGGAAACGCUGGGAAAAUGAAAUAAGCUUAUAAGAGCUCCUGUACAGUAGGUGGCGCUGAUUCACUCACUAUUCACAUUCAGCAUCAAAGGCUGAAUACCAAAUGCACCAACGAGUCCCUAUGUAGGUGCCAUAAAUAGGCUCUAUAAUAACGAAUUGUGCGCCCUGUCCAGUUUUUCCUUCUUGAUUUAGGAUUCAAUCCCAGAUGAAGACGAGAAGAAGGCGGGUUUGUCUUCACACGUGUGCGUGAAAGUUGUGUUGGAGUUUGCAGAAAGAAACCAGAAAGUAAACAAAGUGUGUUUAAAGCCAAUGGCAGGAAAAUGAGUCUGGUACUGAAUGAGCUGCUGCUGUGCUGCCGUGGACUGGACCAUGACAAGGCCACCGAGAGGAAGAAGGAGGUGGAUCGUCUCCGGAGGCUUCUUCGGGAUCCUGAAACGGUGCGGGAACUCGACAUUGUGUCCACCAGGAAAGCCUCGGAAAGCAGCACUCAGCUCAUCACAUGGGAUGCUUUGUUCGGGUUCUUGAAGAAGUACCUGAAGAAAGAGAACGAGCUCCUGAAGUCGAACAAAUCGAAAGUCUCAGCUGCCACUCAAACCAACCGGCAAAAGAAGAUGCAGGAGAUCAGCAGCCUGAUAAAAUUCUUUGUCCAGUGUGCCAACAAACGAGGGCCGAAGUUAAAGUGUGCGUAUCUGCUGGCUCAUGUGGUGGAGGUUCUGCAGAGCUCCUUUAGUUGUGCUGUAUAUGGAGAGGACUACAGCAGCAUCCUACUCAAGAACAUCCUCUCUGUCCGCAAGUACUGGUGUGAGAUUACUCAGCAGCAGUGGCACUGUCUGCUGGAUGUGUUUACUUCGUCCAAAUCUAUAAACCGGGUUUUAGUGAGCAGGAUCAUUCACACCGUGGUUCAGGGAUGCUGCCUUCAGACUAACGGCUUGUCACACAUACUCUUCAGCUCUUUCUCAAAAGCACUCAGUAACAUCAGAACAGAGAGACACCUGCAGGUGCUGGAGUACCUGAUCUCUGCUCUGAACGUGUUUCUGCGCUCUGUGGCGAUGAACCGCAGGAGACGAGUGUGCAGACUGGGAGAGGAACUGCUUCCUUCCAUCAUGCAUGUGUGGAGCGAGAUGAGGCCCAGCUCCAGUCUGAAAGAGGAAAUGGUGGAUUUCUUUAACAUACAGCUCAGCGUGCAUCAUCCCAAAGGAGCCAAGACAGUGGAGACAGGUGCCCACGCAGAGGACUGGGAAAAAUGGCGGAGUCUCCUCUACGGCAUGUAUAGUGCUCUCGAAGGGGAGAUCAGCCACAUCGGCAGUCGCGGAAAGUACGCUACGGGUUCUCGUAAUAUCGCUGUCAAAGAAAAUCUUAUUGAACUGACUGCGGACAUUUGCCACCAGCUGUUUAGUCAGGAUUCACGUGUUGUGUUGAGGGACAGCAUGCAGAGCAGCAAGCGGCGGCGUAUGGAGCAUGGCUGGGAAACGCUGAGGGAUCACCUACAACCCCAUCACAGCGACUUCGACAUGAUACCUUGGCUACAGGUGACUGCUGCUCUGACUUCUAAGUACCCCUCCAUGCUUCCUGCCCACGAGCUGGGCCCUCUGCUGUCUCUGCUGUGCCAGCUGCUGGGCGAGCAGCAACAUCGAGGAGAGAGGGGCCUGUAUGUACUGCCCUGCCUGAAGCAGGUGGCUCUGUGCCAGUCCAAAAUCUCAGGAAAGAGCCAGGCUCUGCCAGGAGAAGUAGGCCGGAUUUGGGCCAGAGUGUGGGCGCUGGCAGUGCGAGGCGUCAGUUCUGCUCACACUGAGGCUCUGUGCCUAGAGCUAUUACAAACCCUGGUGCAAUGCCUCCUUGUGCCCGUCGACAGAGAGUUCUGGAAGCUGUUCUCUGGCGCCGUGUGUAAACCAUCUGCUGUUUCGGCCCUCAGCCUUGCCCAGGCCUUGUUGACGUGUUCGGUUCCGAAGAGUGUGUACAGCAGUGAGUGUUCGUCAUCUGUGCUGCUGGAUGCUGGCUCUCCACUCUCUCUGAAAGAAGCAAUCAUUGACUGGCUGCUUAUGAAUGAGCAGAGUGAUGAAAUGGAGGAGAGCGUCAGACUUCACCCAAUCAUCUGCAGGAAUAUUCCUCUAAAUCUUAUCCCGAGAAUUCUGGUGGCUUUGACGGUGAAAGACACCAUGGCAGGAAUGGCAUUUCUCAUGAGUUCACUUCAGCUAGAGAGUGUAUCUGGUCCGGAUCGGCCUGCGGAAGCUAGAACCCUGCUGAAUGAAAUUGAGACACUGUACCUGCAGGUCAGUUUUGAUGACGCGGCGUCGCGGUCUGCAGCCAAAGAGGACAGAAGCGGAACAUUGAGAGAAAAGCCUCAGCUCACCGUCAUCGACUCUCUCAGGACUCGAGUGGAACAGAGUCUUCAGGCUGUAGCGGACCAUCUCCUCAACUCCUUCUCUCCUGACACUCCUAAUACCUCCCCUGCGUGUAUGGUGAGCUGCUUGAGACUUCUUAUUGGUACCCUGGGUUCCUUUGUAUGCAUCGGAUUCCUUACUGAGGAAAACGCAUGCCACACUCCUCUCUUUCAGAAAGCAAAGGCUAUAGCGCAGGACUUCAGUGAAUACAUUUCCUCUGCAAAGACCAGGUUAAGUGAAGAUGAAACUCUGUCCACGCUUCAAUCUGUGAUGCUGCUGUACUCAGAAAGCAUCAGCACGAAGAAUAAAGACAGUGUUUCUACACUCUCUCGCAGUUUAGUAAUGAAGGCUCUCCCCGCUCGACUGCUGAGUGAGCUGGCGGAAAUCUGCAAGAUAAUGUUAGGUAACUCUGCUAAAAGAGACAGCACAGGGGUUGAUAAUGAUCCGGAUGACAUGGAGGUGAGCAGAGAUCAAAUGGAGGAGAACCCACAGGAGGAAGUUGAUCUGUUUGAUGAUGGUGACAGCGCACAGCACAGCAACACCGGAACGCAGAUGCUUAAUACUGACCUGACGGAUUUCCAGCAUGGUUCAGGAGCGAGGAGCCCUCUAUCACAAGAGCACCUGACCAAACAGGACCUGGCCUUCCUGGACACUCUGGAGUUUCUUGCUUUGUGCGCGUCGUUUGAACAGAGUACCGGCCUCAGCUUUAAACCGCUGGACCUUCAACGCAAGCUGCUAAAACUUUUGGAUCCAAUGGACUGUGCCAAACCGCUGCACCUCCACAUGUAUCUGGUUCUGCUGAAGGUGCUUCCGGCAGAGAGGAUGUCUCUGAAAGCUGAAGAGUUUGAUUUGCUGCUCAGACCGCUUGCGGACAUAUGUUCGCAGUACCGCCAAGAUCAAGAGAUGUGCUGUGCCAUCCUGUUAGCGCUGCUGCCAUGUGUGCACUGCCUACGGUGUCCACCUGAGCAGGACGAGGAGAUGCAUCAUGUCCGGGGUGUCCUGCUCAAAGUGCUCUCAGGAUUCUGCUUCUUGGUUAAAAGUGGCAAGUGCACGUCAGCUGUAAGGGCAGCACAGGGACGCUGUUUACUCGCCUUGAUGGAAGUUGACCCUUACUGUAAGUGGGUGGUCUUAUCUCUGAAGGAGGAGGAGCUACCGGCAUGUGCGCUUUUGCCCUUGCACCUGGCAGACCCCCAUCACCAUGUUCGCAUGCAAGCAGCCAUGAAUGUAGAGAGACUGUUCUUGGAGAAAGUAGGUAGGACUGGAGAGCAAAAGAAGAUGCUCCCACUAAAACACCAGCAAGCAGCCUUUGAGAACAUCUACCUGAAAGCACAGGAGGGGAUGAAGAUCCAGAGAAACGGGUCCCCUGAAGACCUGCCUGAUGAGACCUUUAACCGUCAGGCGACUCUACUGAAAAGCCUGUCCAUGGUGAUGCGCUGCAGCCCCGUGUGUGAGAAGCAGGCUCUCUUCGCCCUCUUUCAGUCCUACAAGGAGAACAGCAUCGAGGAGAAUCUGAUUAAAAAGGUGUUGGCGAGCGUUUCUCUUUCUCUGGGCUACAGAAGCUCUGAGGCAUUUGUCUGCUCUCAUCUGAAUUAUCUAGUGGCUGAAUGGCUGAGCCAGAGACAGACGGACACCAGCUACAUGCUACAGUCCUUCCCUUAUACCCUUUUAUCCUGCAGCACUCUGGAGGAGUUUUACAGGUCAUCAUAUCAUGUUCUUAUCCCACGCUUGAUCUUCCUGAACGACUUUGAGCAGGUGAAAUCUAUCGGGAGUCACCUGAAGCAAGACUGGAGGCAGCUGGUGGCCAUCUGCUUCCCUAAAAUCAUGAUGAACAUCCUGCCGCACUUCGCCCUCCCCAGCCAUGAUGCAGAGGCGGCAAAGCAGAGAGAGAAAGCGCACCACGUUUAUGACCUGCUGAAGGACGACCAGUGCCUGGGGAAACAGCAAAUCGACAGUCUGAUAUGCGGCAACCUGGCAGACAUUGUUGUCGAGCUGUUGAUGACGCUGUACGAGGGCGCAGGAUCAGGCACUGCUGAAAGAGGAGACCUGCAGAAGUUUAUUGGGGAGCUGGAUCCUGCUCCGAAUCCACCUUUCUUCAGCUCACACGUGAUUAAAGCAACACUGGAUUACCUCAGCAAGUGUCAUAGCAACAGUCAGAAGUCUCUGGUAGCCAUACUCUCCAAGACACCGAUGUCCAUACAGAAGAUCCUGACUUCGGUUUGCCAGCGCGCAGCCGAGACCACCAACGCCUACGAGAGGCACCGCAUCCUCAUGAUGUAUCACCUGUUUGUGAACCUGCUGCUGUGUGAGGUUAAGGAUGGCCUGGGUGGAGCAUGGGCCUUUGUGCUCCGAGACAUCAUCUACACUCUUAUACACCACAUCAACAGCAGGUCGGGUCAUCAGGACGAGGUCUCUGCGCGCAGUCUCGCUCUGUGCUGCGACCUGCUCACUACCGUAUGCCAGACCGCCAUCCGCGUCUGCGACGAUGCUCUAGAGAGCCACCUACAGGUCGUCGUAGGAACUCUCACGGCACAAGUCACCGAGCAGACGACCAUAUCUCAACAGGUGCUGAGUCUGCUCAAGUUUCUGGUGAUAGAAAACCCGGAUAAAACGUAUCUGAGGAGAGCAAUCCCUUUGCUUGAGCCUUUUCCUGAUCAGCCGGCCUUCGCAGAGCUCCGAUCGGCUCAGCAUGCGCUCAAAUACAGCUCUGGAGCCUUCACCCUCAGACAGGAGAUUGAGCAUUUCCUGUCUGUGACAUCAUGUGACUCGCUACCUCUAACUCGAAUGGAGGGCCUUAAAGAUUUAAAGAGACAGUUACACACUCACAAACAGCAGAUUGAGCAGCUGCUAAAAGAAUGUCACGCUGAUCCUGCCCACAGUGUGCUGGUCAAGCUGGUGCUGAACCUCUUGCAGCUGUGCAAACUGGCAGCCAACCAUCCUGGAGGCAGAGAUAUUUUAGAGGCUGUUGGGGGUUGCUUGGGAGAACUCGGGCCUGUGGACUUGUCUACCAUUGCGCUGCAUCAUGGGAAAGAUCAGAUGUACACCCAGGCAACGUCUCUUUAUCCUAAUGUUCUUCAUCAGUGGGUCUCCAUCAUCCUCAGCUGCAUGAACAACGCGCUGACGAACCAGAGUAUUUCUGUCCGCCAGGCCGCUGCUGUGUGUUUGAAGGACAUUUUGGCCACCUCAUCCGGUUUGGAUUUCUGGGAGCUGCACAAGAGCCAGAGAGACCCAAUGCUGCUUUACCUGAGUCCUUUUCGCUCAGCAAAGAGAAAAGAGAAGACGGUGAGACCGGAGGUCACAUCAGCUUCCAGAGAUCGAGUGGACAGUUCAGAGUUGUGGUCAGUGCAGCCUGGAAAACACAAGGAAUGGCUAAGGAACUUGUGCAUGGCUCUGCUGGACAGUGGAGGGGUCUGCAACGAAGCCCUACUCAUGACCAGAGCCCUUUGUGAGGUGAAAACAGAUUUCUGCCAAAAGAUGCUUCCCCUCUUCAUCCAUGACAUGCUGCUGGGAGACACAAAUGGCUCAUGGAGGGAACUUCUCUCCGUACAUGUCCAGCGCUUCUUCAGCAGCUGCUGCAGACCGGGCGUUUCCGGCAGCCGACCCACCACCCCCAUGCCCUCUGAUUCAGGAGACACGGAUGUUGGAGUUCAGAGCCAACCAGAUAAAUGUUCUCUGCGCACCAUGCUAGCUGUCAUCGACUACCUCAGACAGCAGAGACGACCACUGGGACCGAACAGUGCUGAGUGUGGAACCGUGUGCGAAUCCAACUUCUGGCUGGACCUGAACUAUCUAGAAGUGGCUCGAGCAGCACAGCUCUGCUCCGCCCAUUUCACCGCCCUGCUGUACUCUGAGAUCUAUGUGGACAACAUCCGCAACAACAUGGAGGAGAAGCGCAGAGCUCAAUCCAGAACAUCACGCAGGCUCACGUUUGAUGAUAACAGCCAAAACCUGUCCAUCGGCAGUAUGUCUGAGAAGAGUAUAGAGGACUCGGGCAUGAGCCUGCAGGUAACUCAUGUGAUAAUAGAAUCUAUUUCUAGUCGAAGGUGUUGGUGUGAGCUGAUUUUAGUCGUGCACAUUGUGCAGGAUAUCCUGAUUGAGGUGUACAGGAGCAUCGGGGAACCUGAUAGCCUGUACGGAUGUGGAGGUGGCAAGUUGAUUAAUCCUCUCACUAGAAUCAGGACGUACGAGCACGAGGCCAUGUGGGGUAAGGCUCUGGCCUCCUAUGACCUUCACGCCAAUCUCCCAGAGGUGACGAGGCAGGUUGGCAUAAUGGAGGGUUUGCAGAAUUUAGGGCUCUGUGGGAUCCUGAACACGUACCUGCACGGUCUGAGAAAACACGGGGCUGAGUGGGCACCCGAGUUUCGAGAAUUUCACUUCCAAGCAGCCUGGAGGAACACGCAAUGGGAAACGGACUUGGACGAGCGGAGUGAGAAACUGGAUCCCGGCUUCAACGAGUCUAUGUUCACUGCUCUACAAGCGCUGAAGGACAAAGACUUCUUCAUGUUCGAGCAAACGCUGAAAUACACCAGAGGCAGCGUGGUUGAGGAGCUCUGUCGUGGCAGUCUGGAGGCCGCGUCCUCUCUCUAUCCGGCUCUACGCAGCUUGCAGAUGAUCGAGGAAAUACAAAGCGUCAAACAGCUUUUCAGUGAAUCCAGCCAACUGGACAUCUGCAGGAAGUGGCAUCAGCACUUGGACCUGCUGACAGACAGUGAUUUCAGCCUGGUGGAGCCGAUCCUGGCGCUGCGCUCAUCCAUUCAGGAGACGCUUCUCAAAUGCGAGAGCGACCCAGACAGGAAGAGCUUCCUGAGCUCCACCUACUCCUCACACCUGAUGGAACUGUGCAGACUGGCGCGCACUGCAGGAAACACACAGCUGGCAGAGCGGGCGGUGUUUCAGAUGAAACAGCAGAACAUGGCCAGUGUGAGCGCUGCUACUUCCUGGGCGUGGCAGCUGGAAGAGGCGCAAGUGUUCUGGGUGAAGAAGGAGCAAGGACUUGCUCUGGGAUUACUCAAACAGAUGAUCGAUAAACUGGAGGAUCUGGUGGGCGUGAACUCUGCUGUGUUGCCAGUGUACGCUGAGUGUUUGAGACUAUGUGGCAGCUGGCUGGCUGAGACAUGUUUAGAGAGUCCUGCUGUAAUACUGGAAACCUACCUGGAGAGAGCUGUCACUGUGGGCCAGGACAGCUCUUCAGAACCUAAACUGCAGCGGCAGAAAACUCAGGCGUUCCUCUCGCUCGCCCGCUUCUCUGAUGCCCAGUAUCAAAGUAUCAAGAACUACAUGAGGUCAUCGGAGUUUGAGAACAAACAGGCGCUGCUGGAGAAGGCCAGAGAGGAAGUGGAGCUCAUGAAGGAGAGAAAAGUGGUCGAUAACAGGUACACAGUGAAGGUGCAGAGGGAGCUGAAGCUGGACGUCCGUGCUUUAGACAACCUGAAGGCCGACCGCAGACGCUUCCUGCUAAAGGCGGUGGAGAAUUACACACACUGCCUCGCACUGGGCGAAGAACAUGACACCUGGGUGUUCCGGCUGGCGUCACUCUGGCUGGAGAACGUCGACGCGAAGAACGUCAACGACCUGAUGAAAGUAGGUGUCCAAAAGAUCCCAUCCUACAAGUUCCUGCCUCUCAUGUACCAGCUUGCUGCCCGCAUGGGCACCAAAAUGUCCAGUCCUGGCACUGCAGAGGAUGCGGAAUUCCACACUGUUCUCAACGAGCUGAUCCGUAGGUCAUCCAUGGACCACCCUCAUCACACACUCUUCAUCAUCCUCGCUCUGGUCAAUGCCAACAAGGACGAGUGCUAUUCCCGCAGCCGUCUGUCCAAGAGCAGCACGCGGCAGGCUUCGCCCCUGGACCUGGACAGAGCCGACGUGGCACAGAAAAUCCUCAAUGACAUCCGGAAGAAGAAGGCACGGCUGAUCCGGGGUAUUGAGACCCUCUGCCACGCCUACAUCACCCUCGCAUACAUGGAUGCACGCGGCCAUAAAACUGAGAAGAAGGCAAUCCCCAUCCCAGCAGAUCAACCCAUAAUGCAGAUUAAGGAUCUAGAGGACGUCAUAAUCCCCACCAUGGAGAUCAAGGUGGAUCCAUCAGGGAAAUAUGAGGAUCUGGUGACCGUCAGUUCUUUUAAACCUCACUUCCACCUGGCUGGAGGCGUCAACCUGCCGAAGAUCAUCGACUGUGUGGGCUCAGACGGUCAGAGCAGGAGACAGCUAGUCAAGGGGCAGGAUGAUCUGAGGCAGGAUGCAGUGAUGCAGCAGGUAUUUCAGAUGUGCUCCACACUGCUGCAGCGCAACGCUGACACACGCAGGAGGAAAUUGAACAUUCGCCGCUACAAGGUGGUGCCUUUCUCUCAGAGGAGUGGUGUUCUGGAGUGGUGCUCUGGUACUGUCCCGAUAGGAGAGUUUCUAGUGGACUCUCAGAAGGGAGCACACAAACGUUUUCGGCCUCGAGACUGGAGCAACAUGGAUUGUCGCAGGAAAAUGAUGGAAGCUCAGAAGAUGGAAUUUGACAAGAAGCUCCAAGCGUACAUGGAGGUGUGCCAGAACUUUCGUCCCGUUUUCCGUUACUUCUGCAUGGAGAAAUUCCUGGACCCGGCCAUAUGGAUGGAGAAAAGACUGGCAUACACACGCAGCGUGGCUACUUCCUCUAUAGUGGGCUACAUCGUUGGUCUGGGUGAUCGACACAUCCAGAACAUUCUGAUAGAUGAGCAGACAGCAGAACUGGUGCACAUAGACCUGGGCGUUGCCUUUGAGCAAGGGAAGAUCUUGCCCACUCCAGAGACUGUGCCCUUCAGGCUGUCUAGAGACAUUGUGGAUGGCAUGGGCAUCACCGGUGUAGAAGGAGUCUUCCGAAGGUGCUGUGAGAAGACCAUGGAGGUCAUGAGGAGUUCUCAGGAGGUUCUCUUGACCAUAGUGGAGGUGUUGUUGUACGAUCCUUUGUUCGAUUGGACGAUGAACCCACUUAAGGCCUUCUAUCUGCAGCAGCAGGACGAGCAGGCCGAGCUAAACGCCACCUUCAACCCCACACCUGGAGGAGAGGAACCCGAAACCCACCGCAAACCCAGCAGCGACAGUCAGAGCUUCAACAAGGUGGCGGAGCGCGUGCUGCUGCGGCUGCAGGAGAAACUCAAAGGUGUGGAGGAGGGAACGGUGCUCAGCGUCGGCGGCCAAGUCAACCUCCUCAUCCAGCAGGCCAUGGAUCCUAAAAACCUGAGCCGCCUCUUCCCCGGCUGGCAGGCAUGGGUUUGAAACACACACCUGCUCUUGAGUUGUUUCAUUAUCUUGUAUAUGCAAUUAAUCACGUUCAUGCUUUGCAAAAUGAGCAAAAGUUACUCCUGUACUGUAUCUAAUUCCAUCAGGGAUUUCUUGGAAAAGAUUCUUUGCACUAUCGGAUACAGUGAUACAGUUGUUUACUACAGCUGAGUGCAAAAGUUUGUGUACCCUUGAAUGGACAGGACCCUUGUGGUCCUGUCCCCCCCCCACAAAUGAAUUAUAAUCGUAUAUUUCUGACAACCCUUGAUUUGCUUUUAUACAUAGGCCUAUAUAUUUAUGUAUUGAUCAUUUGAUGUUGUGAGAUGUUCAGAGCUGCUUAAUCGGAUUGAGCAGGGCCUCAUUAGUACUUUAUCGACCCACGUUUUAACAGUGUUAUAGUAGUUAAAUCACAUCAGGAGUUAGAUGCUUCUUUUAAGAGUACACAUUGUGAAAUAUCAGAUGCAAUCACGUUUAUCAAAAAAAAGUUCAAAAUGUUCUUUUCCCAUCAGACCGUAAUUUCACAAUCCCAAAAUGUGAAAUGCCACAAGAUGCGACAAAUGAUUGUUUUAUAGUUCUGUUGUAUUACAGGCUGGAAAAUGAAGUAAUAAAUGCAAUUAAAUAUCAGGUUCUUUUGAUUCCACAAGCAUUGUUGACACGCUGCGUGUCCAGGGGUACGAGAUUAGCCAUGUUUCAUUGAGAAAUAACAUGACACUGGCUGUGUUUCCAUCCAAGUCGCGAAUUUAACUUUUUUGUUUGUACCUUUGAGAUUAAAGCACCGUUUCCAUCCACGUGUUCAAGAGAACAAAACCAUCACGUUCGGGGAAACGAUCUAUCCAAACAUACUUCUCGCUCUCCGCCAUUUUUACUCUUCUGAGCCCAGUUAUCCAGUCACACGAUUUGUUCACACAAAGUCACAUGAGGAAUUUAUCCAAUAAAUGUGUUUCCAUCAUAGUUUUGUGCGCAUGUCUUCUUAUCGAGUAAAAAAAAUUA
This is a messenger RNA of Ictalurus furcatus (blue catfish), 10706 nucleotides long. It is a transcript of the gene atm, whose product is annotated as ATM serine/threonine kinase. Gene Ontology annotation, biological process: DNA repair. Bases 414 to 9713 code for a protein of 3099 amino acids. The record is from RefSeq and is a predicted model, not a curated record. Gene Ontology annotation, molecular function: protein binding; protein serine/threonine kinase activity. NCBI's taxonomy places the organism in Eukaryota, Metazoa, Chordata, Actinopteri, Siluriformes, Ictaluridae. The transcript has 62 exons.